UGUCCGAGUUCUCUCCCUUACAUACGGGCAUUGUUGUAUCCAGAGCAAUACGAAAACAAAUGUCGGUCUUGUAAACAUUUGAAAUUAAAUUUCAGCAACACUACAAUCAUGAGUCGAGGCAGUAAUCGCGAUAAUAACAGCAUUUUGAGCGAGCUAGAAUGGGACGAGGGACUGAGUAUGCCAGUCGCCAACGCCGAAAACAAGGCGUUGGAAGACGAGGUGCAAAAGAAGCAAAGAAAUGUUGUGAAAGUCAAGGGAGAUUUGGAGGAAUAUGAGGACAGAAUACAUGCUAUGUCGGAACAUUUGAAGAAUGUGAGACAGGAACUGCAACACACUCAGGGUCUUGUGGGCGCCCGUAAGAAGGAGGUGGAGACGGAGAGUCACCUGCUCACGAUAGCCGAGAGGGAGGAGGGCAGACUCAAACAGGAGAUCAAGAAACUUGAGAAGGACAUUGAGGAGCUCAAGGAGAGGAAAAAUGUGUUUGAGAACAACAUCUUCAAGCAGACCCAGAAGCUGGAGGAGAUGAAGUCCCAGAUGAACUGGGACCAGCAGGCCCUAGAGGCAUGGCUGGAGGAGUCUGCAAGGAAGGACGAGGACUCCAUGGCCAUACAGAAGUACUCACGACAUGAUGAGAGCAAGAUCAAGGAACUGUCACUGCGUAUGGAACGUCUUACUGAUGACUCAGCAAAGAAACGACGCCAGCUCGACCAUGAAACCACUGAAACUUUAACUGCUCAGAUUGAGCUGGACAAGACAGCGGAGGAUUUCCGCAAAGCUCACCAGGAGAGACAGGAGCUGAUCAGGCAGUGGGAGAACACGAUAGAGCAGAUGCAGCGCAGGGAUAAAGAGAUGGACCUCCUGGCUGCUCAACUGGCGCGUGUGAAGGCAGAAGUACGGAAGCGAGAGGAGACGAUCAAGGAGAAGCAGCAGUUCCUUGACAACGAGAUAGAAAACAACGCGGAGCAGGAGAAGCGAAUCUCCAUCGCUGAGCGCACCGCGGCCCGGAUACGCUCCGACUACCAGGAGGCGGAGACUCAGCGGGUGCAGUUCCACGAUGAGUUGGAUGCCCUCAAGCGUACAGUGGACCGCACUGUGACAGAUUUGGAGAGUACGAGGUCACAGGUCACCCAACUGAAGAAAGAGGUCCAGGACAAGGAAAAUAGGUUAAGACAGGCAAAGGACCUGCGUGAGACAUUGAUUGAGAAACUGAAGAUCGCGACAGAGUCCAACCUGAGCGCGGAGGAACGGGCUGCGCGCAUGGACGAGAUGCUGGAGGACGAGGACAAACGUCAAAGAGAGAUUGAUCAGGAUCUCAAGUACCUGCGAGAUCUGCAGUUCAAGAAGAUGCAGGAGCUCCAUGAGGCGAAGAUGAAGGAGAGGAACAACGAGGCGGAGAUUCAGGGCAGCCAGGCAGCCGUGAGAAAUUUGAACAGCAAGAUUGGCAAACUGGACACUGACUCUCUCAAACAACAGGAGAUCAUCUAUAAUCAGGAUUUCGCAAUCCAGCAGCUGGAGCGUCGUAUCAACCGCAUGCAGGGCGAGCGCAGCAACGAGGAGAAAGUUCACCUGGAGGAGAAGAUAAAGGACCUCACCAAUGAGCUCGAGGCUAAGAACAACACUCACACGCUACUAACACUGCAGCUCAAGAGGCUACAGGAUGACAUCCGUCGCGUCAGCCGAGAGCUUGAAAAGAGCGGCAGUGAGAAAACUGACCUGACGAGCAAGAUUGAGGAGCUGAACCUCUACAACGACAGCUCAGAAAGGGAGCUCAAGAAGAUCAUCUACGGCAAACAGGACCUCAUGGUGGAUCAAAACAUCCUGAAGCUGGAGCUGAAACGUCUGCGUGACAUGCUUAAUGAGCGCGCCGACGAGGUGUUUGACCUGGAGAAGCGCAGGCUGCAGUUGGAAACCGCUAUGAAAGAGCGCCACCAGGAGAUCAACAUUCAUAAGGAGAUGCUGAAUGCCCAGGUGCGCGCAGUGAAUGAGGAGAGACAGCAAAUCUCUGCUGAACUGCACGAGAGAAUCUCCAAGAUUGACAAGCUCAGAAAACGCUAUGAGAUUCUAAUGGUCUCCAUGGCGCCGCCAGAGGGUGAGGAGGAACGCUCUCAAGCCUACUAUGUCAUCAAGGCUGCCCAAGAGAAGGAGGAGCUGCAACGUGAGGGGGAUGACCUUGACGCACGCAUCCGUAAGGCCGAGAAGGAGAUUCGCGCACUCGAGAACACGCUGAAACUCAUGAACAACCGCAAUGAGACCUACCGCAAGAGCUUCAAUAAAGUCAGCGAUGCAAGUGAUGAGAUGGAGGAGAAGCAGCAGCUGGAUGAGCAGAUGAGGGCGGUGAUGGACAAGUACAAGUACAAGCGGCGGCAGAUACGGGAGCUCCAGGAGGACCUACAGACCAUGAGCAACACCCUGGACAACCUGAACAGGGACCAGGACGCCUACGUCGAUAUGGUCGAGGAGAAAAAAAACAAGAUACUCCAGCUGCAGAAAGAACUGGAUGACCAGAGGGCCAAGUUAGAGCGUGUCAACAAGCAGAAUGUACGUUAUGCGAAAGAGUUGAGGUCUGCAAAGAAGAGCAAAGGAGAAACACCAGAAGAGAAAGACUUCUCAGUGCGUGAACUGCGCGAGUUCAACAAGGGCGUGAUGCAGCAGAUAGGGGAGGCUACUCAGGUGCACCCGGACCUUGCCGAGGCCGUCACCAUGUAUUUCGCUCAGGCUAAUCUCCCAAGUCUUACUGGUGGUCGGCAGCCUGGCAGCGCCCGUAGUAGCCUGUCGUCAGUGCGCAGCAGUCCAUCCAGCGUCAAGUCUCCCACAGGAAGUGCCCUGGGCCGUGCACAGAUCGGCGCAGACUUUGGAGGUGCCCAGUCGCCAGGCAGUUCUCGGAGCUCGAGCUCACUGAGCAGUGUGAAGAGUGUGCGCAGUGGAGCCAGUGGAAGGAGAUAAUGAUUGGCAGGGAAACAAGCCUCGUUCUGGGAAACUGGGCUUAAUGCAUGCAUGUAUUGUAUUGUCUGCACAGGCUAAUCUGUGACAACACUUUAUGCCUAAAUUGAAGUUUUGUUUCGAAGAGACUUCCUUUGAAAGUAAAAUUCCAUGAGAGCGGAAAGUGUUGUUACUGAUAAGCCUGUGCAGACUGCACAGGCUAAUCUUUGAUGAUGCUUUAUGCUCUUGCAUUAAGCCCAGUUUUCCCAGAUCGCUGCACAAAUUGGAAAUAAAUGGAGAGAAAUCAAUCUUAAGAAAUAAUUGUUAGGAAAAAGAAUGGUUUUCUACUUGAAACUAUUUGUGUUUGUGUAGAUUCAAAGUAAAUUUGACAAAAUAGGAAACUUUCAUCUUUAAUGUAUUUUGUUUAUGCCCAUCUACCAGUUUGUAUACAGAAACUACAAAGAAAAGUUAUUAUGCUUUAAGAACAUUUUCUUAGAAAAAUAUUACAUAUUUAAUGUAAUUUGUCAAUGUUAUUACUGUUUGUAUAAUGUUUAUGCUUCAUGUUUAGUUGUAUAUUGAAAAUGUUUUAAGAUAUAUUUAUUGUGAUCUUGUUUGGUCUUGUAUUUCCGUUGAAUGAAUUCAUGGAUGAAUAAUUGUUUAAAGGUGUACAAGGCAUAUCACUGUGUUAUACAUUUUCAACUGUGAUAUUUUCAUUGUAUAAGAAUUUGAACCAUUUUCUUGAAAUGGAAUACUAGUAUUGUAUGUUUAUUGUGAUGUAUUUAAUUCUUGAAUAAAGAUUACUGCCACUUU
Messenger RNA from Dreissena polymorpha, 3729 nucleotides. Its product is annotated as coiled-coil domain-containing protein 39-like. Gene Ontology annotation, biological process: inner dynein arm assembly; cilium-dependent cell motility; cilium movement. Lineage: Eukaryota; Metazoa; Mollusca; Bivalvia; Myida; Dreissenidae. The coding region runs from base 109 to 2943 and encodes 944 amino acids. The record is from RefSeq and is a predicted model, not a curated record. Gene Ontology annotation, cellular component: axoneme. The transcript has 21 exons.